UUCGUUUUGCUUCCUCAUCGUAAAUAUGGCGGCGGAUCUGAAGGCGGUCUUGACAAAUUUGCUAGGUAAUCUUUCUCGAAGCCGUUCCCCGGCGUCGCUAACGGAAGCGAAAACUAUCUUAAGUGCGACCCGAAUUGAGAAUAUAUACAAUGUAUCUAAAGACUUGGACCUCAGCCCGCUGUUCAGCUGCCUGGAAACGUUUGAAGGGGAAGACCUGGAAGAGUUGAACGACCUACUGGGGAAGUUGCUGGACUCUUUCCCGCCGCAGACGCUUCUAUCGGCACACAAGGACCACCUUGUAGGAGCUCUGAAGAGUCCGUCACCAUCUGUGAGAGCCGUCGUGCUACGCCAGCUGAUCCGAUGCACAAAGGACAACAGCACCCUGUCCCAGCUGUCGCGCAGCAGGAGCGUCUUGGAGUCCCUGCUGAGGCUGCUGGGGGAAGAGGACCUGUGGGCCUCCAAGCAGAGUGCCCUCAUCCUUAGGGAAGUGGCCAGGGAGAAAGAGGCGCUCAGCGCCCUGCUACAGCCGCCUGUGGCACUCAUUCUGGAUGAUGUCAUGGGGCGCGGCGAUGUCUUUCGCUUCAGGGUCUUUGAGGUGUUCGUGGACAUAGCCAAGGCAUCUCCGGAGAUGCUGGAGAAGCUGGCUGAGAGUGGUCACCUUGACAAGCUGCUCCAAGAGACGAACCAGGGGGACGUCCUGGUGCGGCUCAAUGCCCUGGAGCUCUUGACGGAGCUGGCCUCCAAGAGCCAUGGCCUGGACUACCUUGAGAAGAAGGGAAUCUUGGCGAAAUUGAGCAGCGAGACAAUCAACGUGGCCAAGGACCCACUGGGAAGCCUCCUUGGACCUGGCCUGCUGAAGUUCUUCGGCAGCAUGGGACAGACCAGCCCCCAGCGGCUGUUGGUAGACUACCCGCAAGUGCUCGGCUUCAUCUUUGAGUGCGUCCAGGACGGCGACUCGGCCAGCCAGGCCGUGGCGGUCGAGACCAUCGGUGUCAUUGGUUCCAGUGUCCAGGGGAAGCGGGCACUGCGGUCGCACGGUGAUAAGAUGAAGCAGUAUCUGAAGACCCUGAGUCAAAACAUUCAAGGAGGAAGGAGCGAGCUUCGUGUGCGGUCCCUGGAUGCCCUGGCCAACAUACUCCACAUAGAGGACGAUUCCUGCGAGGACAUCAUCCGCCUGACGGAGCAGUGGUACGACGCCUUCGGCGAAGCCCCCACCAGGCUCCUGCUGGGCGUCUGCAAGCAGCCCUUCCCGGACCUCCGUUGCUCCGCCCUGGGAGUGGUCUGCGAGGUGGCCCACAGCCCGUGGGGCCAGGCCGCUUUGGCCAGCCACCCGGGCUUCCUGGAGUACCUGCUCGAUCGCUCCACAGAGUCCGACAAGGAAGGCAAGGAGGCCAAGUUUGCCAUCGUGGCCGCGCUCGCGCAGUGUCCGUCCCAACCUCGGGGUUUCUCGUCGGAAGACUGGCAGAGGAUCAGGACCGCCCACAAGGAAGGGCCGUUUUACGUCGCGGCUGAGGCAGCCGUCGCUUUCGAGGGCUCCUCGUGAAGAAAGUGGAGUCGCCGAAGUACACUUGCAUCUUUUUGUCGCCUCGGCGUUGUUCCGUUGUGCAUGCAUACUCGGAACGUGAAAGAGUGUUCUUUGCAGACGAGUAAAGAAACGUGCAAGAAAACGUCAUAGAGGAUGUCCUUCGUUGCUGGGUUUAGACUCUACACACUGCCGUCCUAAGAUCGGUUUGCGUUACAUGCCUAAUUAAUUGAAGGGUAGAGGCAGUAAUAUUACCAUUUUAAUGCUUCCAAUUGUGCCUUUUGGCACGCUGAUCUGGAUUGAAUCAGGCGAGGAUACAUACUGUGCCCCCGUCUAUAGCGCAAUUUUAAGCUUAGAUUAAAGGGACAUGCCAAAACAAACAGCCUAGCAUUUGAUCUGCGGACCGAGAAAUUUGUGCGUGCCUACACUAAAGAGUUUCCGACACCUUUCUAGAUAUGUUCACAUAUCUUUGUCUUUACCAGUACCGAAGAGACUACUGUACUCUGUUUCACAAUAACUUGGCGAACUGUGGAGGCUACAGCUCCUGCGACCCAGUAAGAACAUUGGAGCAAGGCACAUGGCAGCACGUCAUGGCAGCGUUUGUGUCGCUGCGCCAAAUGUGCGGCCCGGCCAGUGGAACCAGCUGUCGUCUGCAGCGAAACCAAACAACUUCGGAUGAACGUCCACUGCCGCAACAUUGCCGUUCACUAAAGUAGCGAGCCCUUCAGGAACACUUCAUGGCUGCAAUCGUUCAAAAGCCACGUUUUUCUCAAAAAAGUGUUGAUCCGUAUUAGGUGUCGUUGAAAAGUAACAUGUCUUAGUUUUUUUUCCGUGUCAUGCAGCGUUGCAAUCAGAAGUGUUCGAUGGCAACACUACUCAAAGAAAAAGAAGCAUAGAACUACCUCUUGUCGCGGACGGCGCUGUUGCUGUAGCAGUAUAGCAGUAAUGAGGCCUCCGUAGCCUCAACGAUGGAGUGUUGUCACGUGCCUUGCUCUAACGCUCUUGUUCGGUCGCGGGGGCCGCAGUUUUCACAGUUCGCUAAGUUAUCAUGAAACAGAGUAUAAUCCACAAAGCAAAAUACAAUUACACUAGGAAAAGCAUUGAAGAGCGAUGCUUUAAAAAGAUACAGCAAACGUGAAAGUUAAAGGUAAUAAACCUACCACUAAAGACAUAACAUUGAACUCGUAGAAAAGCUAACAAUGUUGCUUCCUGGAUUUUGAUUAAAAGAUGAGAGUUGCGGAAUCAACCUUUUAGCAGCGUUUGCUUUUUUGCCGCAAAGUUUCCGUUAGAUCAAGCAAAGCUUGCAUGGCACGAUUUUUAAAAGUAUGCCUGCGGAUUGGGUCUUCUGGGUAAGGCAUACGAGGGGCGUUUAUGAAGUUUGUAUUAUUACCACGAAGCAAGAGAUGCAGUCAUGAAUGUCGGCGAUAAGGAUAGUGCAUCUCCACACAUGCAUCAUACGAGGCAACACACUUCUUCCAUCGAUUGAUGAGCUGGGAGACACACUGGUUGUAAAAGUCCUAAUUUUUGGCCCUUGAAAAAGUGUUCCACCUCGUCAUCGUCACGCUCGCAAUGGGUUCUUCAUGAGAGGAGGCAGUCGCUAGGUGCCAGGGUAGGUAAAUACGGGGGCGGAAUUUCUCUGCCUAAAGCUGUCGCGUGCGUCAACGUCUGCUGCUGCAAAUGAGCCUGUGCGUUGUGGUGGAGCAAAUGCAAUUCUUUUGAUCAGCUUCCCGCAACGCUUGAUGACCUCCCGUUUCCUAGUCAGGAGGCCUCGGUAAUCCUUGAGGCUGUUUGGCGCUAAUCAUCACCUUCCCCGAUGACGGAUCCGCCUUGUCCUUUUUUUGGUGGUAUCGAAUUUGCGUGCUUCCACUGUUCGCUUUGUUUCUUAGCCUCGGGGUCAUAUUGGUGCACCGAAUACUCAUCCAUGGUGUAGGCAACGAAUGGAGUCGUCGGGGUCAACUUGUCUUUGCAUGGGCCCAAGCAGUCACAGAACUUAGUGGGCGGGGAUUUUCAUGUGAAAAUCUUUGGGCAUGUACAAAUCAUUGGGCAUUGCGAGAUAAACCUUUCGAAUGUGCCGAGACUACAGGAACGUGGGCUGGCCUCAAAGCACAGAGUUUGGCGAUGAUUUCUUUUUCUCUGCUGCCAAUAAUGCAGACUUUUUAAAUGCAGCUUGACAAUGUGGAUGCUUGGGCUAGUUGGUAAUUCAUGCUUGGAUAGAACAGCGCAGAUAUAGAGUUGCACUCACAGGCACACAAGAAGGAAACAGCGCUGCGAGUCUGUUUCCUUCUUGUGUGACUGUAUAUCCAAGCUGUUCUAUCCAAGCUUUUUAAAUGCCCCCCAUAUUUGUACAACUGAAUUUCCCAUGUUUACAAUUUAAUAGUUGGAGUUCAAGAACACAAUUUUAUUGUAAAACCUUUCCAAAAGAUACGCAGGACAAAUAAAAUUACUGCCUUUGUGUCAACAAAUAUGGCAAAUAUCACAAAGAGGAUAAAGUUGGUUGUCACCUUUGGCACGUGGUAUUGAGUAGAAAGUAAACUUUAAAAGUGAGAUAACCUUGCAGUGUAAAAAACCGCAUUGCUCCAAAAAGUAAGAAGUGUUUUGAUCUGUUUUUAAGUAAGUCUUCUGUGUUCGGAAUGCUCGUUACUCGGUGCUGAAGCUGCAGUGGACACCAAAUUGUUUUUGGAAAAGACAA
Messenger RNA from Ixodes scapularis (black-legged tick), 4211 nucleotides. Its product is annotated as 26S proteasome non-ATPase regulatory subunit 5. Gene Ontology annotation, biological process: proteasome assembly. The record is from RefSeq and is a predicted model, not a curated record. The coding region runs from base 26 to 1543 and encodes 505 amino acids. The transcript is spliced from 7 exons. Gene Ontology annotation, cellular component: cytosol. Lineage: Eukaryota; Metazoa; Arthropoda; Arachnida; Ixodida; Ixodidae.